Protobothrops mucrosquamatus (brown spotted pit viper) is the source of this 1754-nucleotide messenger RNA. RefSeq names its product nuclear receptor subfamily 1 group D member 2-like. The transcript has 8 exons. Lineage: Eukaryota; Metazoa; Chordata; Lepidosauria; Squamata; Viperidae. Gene Ontology annotation, biological process: hormone-mediated signaling pathway; cell differentiation; negative regulation of transcription by RNA polymerase II. The record is from RefSeq and is a predicted model, not a curated record. Gene Ontology annotation, molecular function: nuclear receptor activity; RNA polymerase II cis-regulatory region sequence-specific DNA binding; zinc ion binding. Bases 53 to 1708 code for a protein of 551 amino acids.
CCCAAGAACCAGGUUUGCAUUAAUAACAGGAGGACGGCGAGAGAGACCCAGCAUGGAUAAUAAUUCCGGUGGCGUGAUCCUCUAUGUGGGUUCAACAGCUGGCUCCAGCCCCACUCCAGGCAGCCCUCCCAGUGGAUAUCUGGUGUCUUCACCCCAACACUCACUGCCAUCCUCGUUAGAAGAGCUGACCCUCACCGAGAUUGGAGCCAUCAAGCCACAGCAGGCCAGCUCCCCCUCUUCACCCAAGGUAGCCUUCCAGUUUCCUGAAGGGAUCUGCUACCCCAGCAAGGGCCAGCUACCCCCAACAUCAAAUAAGGUGCCUGCCGCCAAGCAGAAUGGAGCCACCAGCACUUUCACAAAGACUGGUGGGAUGGUGUUGCUUUGCAAAGUUUGUGGAGACAUUGCUUCAGGCUUCCACUAUGGGGUUCACGCUUGUGAAGGAUGUAAGGGUUUUUUCCGCCGGAGCAUCCAGCAGAACAUCAACUACAAGAUGUGCGUGAAGAAUGAAAAUUGCAUGAUCAUGCGUAUGAAUCGCAACCGCUGCCAGCACUGCCGCUUCAAGAAGUGUCUGGCGGUGGGGAUGUCAAGAGAUGCCGUGCGUUUUGGGCGCAUCCCUAAGCGAGAGAAGCAGCGCCUGUUGGAUGAGAUGCAAAGCUACAUGAACAGCCUGAAUGAAGUCCCCAUGGAUGUGGGCCUGAGCUCUGAGGUGGAUGCUCCACCCAGUCCUAAUACCCAGGAAGAGGAGGCAAUAAAUGCCAUCUCCAGGGCUUACCAUGACAUCUUCCUCAGCGGGCAGGACCGCCUAGGCAGGCGUAGUAGCUCCCCUGGGGCCGAGGCUGCCCCUUUGACCAACUACAACGAACAGCCGCAGCUGAAUCAUUCCCUGAGUUAUGGGCGAUACGAAUCAGCCACUCUCCGCCUCUCCAGCUACAACCCUCAAGAACCACCCUGUUACGUUGACAACAGUCCCUCCUGCUAUGGCAAUGAGAUCUUCCAGAACCAGCAGACCAGUUAUCUUCAAAAUGCUGGAUGCUACCCACCCUUUGAUUUUGGUUAUUCUGAGGGAAAUGUCCAGAGGAGCUGUCCAUGGCGGGGAGCCACCAGAAGGGGCAUUGCUUGUCCUCUGAAUGCCACCCCUUAUUGUGGCAGUGGCAAGAGCAGUCAGCAAGUGUGGGAAGAGUUCCUACAGUGCUUCACACCAGCUGUCAAGGAGGUGGUCGAGUUUGCCAAGAGCAUCCCGGGCUUCCAGUCACUCUGCCAGCAGGAUCAAGUGAUGCUCCUCAAAGCGGGCACUUUCCAGGUGCUGAUGGUACGCUUCUCCACCCUCUUCAGUCCCAAGGAGAAGAAAGUAACAUUUCUGAGUGGGGAAACAUAUUCACUCGGCAGCCUACGUUCCAUGGGCAUGGGCUCUCUGCUGGAUGCCAUGUUUGAGUUCAGCGAGAAGCUCAGUUCCUUGGGGCUAGAUGCACAGGAGAUGGCCCUCUUCAUGGCUGUGGUCCUUGUCUCAGCAGAUCGCUCUGGGAUCUCCGAUGUGGAUGCUGUUGAAAUUCUUCAGGAGACAUUAAUCCGGGCCUUGAGAACUCUAGUAAUCAAGAAGCAUCCAGAUGACUCCACACUUUUCCCUAAGCUGCUUCUCCGUCUCCCCGACUUGAGAACUCUGAACAAGCAGCAUUCAGAGAAACCUCUUGCCUUCAGGAUCAACCCUUAAUUCCAGCACAUCAAUCUCAUAAGCCCUAAGACUUCAGGAAAGAAAA